CACAAGGAUCUGCAGCAAACACUUUGUGGGUGGUGUAAAGGUGAAUGAAGAGGGGCAUCCAGCCUACUACCCCUCCAUAUUUCCUGCUACAUACAGGGCAGCACCUGGCCCACUCUCUGCAGACCGCUAUGUCAGGAAAAGAAGAAGGCAAGAGCAAAGGAUGCUGCUGGACAAGCAGACUGCUGAGGUGCAUGGACAAGCAGCUGAAGCGGCUGCUAAUGUACACGAGAAAAGUGUGGAGGCCAUAAUUCUGGAGGCUCAAGCUGCUAGCAGCGACAACAGUCCAGUGUCUUCUGACAGCAGUCAAGGCACUCUCUUUGAUACUGGCCUGCGAUUUGUUCACGUGUCAACAAUGAUAGAAGAUGGACACUCGUCCUUCAGCAGUGUAUUCACCUUCACUUCUGAGUUGACCGAUAAAUAUGCAUCAUGUUAUAUUAGCCACAAGGAGGUGUGCACUACAGGCGUGGGAAGAUGUAGCACUACAUUUAUUGACAAAAGCUGUGGGCCUUUAUAUAAACAACCCGUUUUCGCUGGUCACAGCUCAGUUACUGAAGAUGAAGAGAAGUUUCAUUCUUUAACAGCUGGUCUUUUAAGCGUUUUGCCACCCAUGAGGAGGGCCGUGAACGAGUUGCGCAUUGAGGACAAACUUCUGUUAUUUCUGAUGAAGUUGAGGCAUGGCAUGCCAUUUUCUCUUCUUGGGGCUCUUUUUGAUGUGCACAGAACUACAGCAGCACGAAUCUUCAAGGGAAUGCUCGUGAGUUUGAAUGUGGCCACAAAAAGUUGGGUCUACUGGCCGUCACGAAAUGUUAUUCAGUCAACUAUUCCACCUGCAUUCAAGGAGCACUACCCAAGUUGUAGAGUAAUUAUUGACUGCACGGAGCUUGAAACUGAAAUCCCAAAUGGAGUGGAAAAACAGAACCUAUGGUAUUCACAUUACAAGAGUAGGCAUACAAUCAAAUAUUUAAUUGGCAUUGCACCCAACGGCCUGGUCACUUUUGUCUCAAAAGCAUUUGGAGGACGGACUACAGAUUCAGUGGCAACUGUUGAGUCUGGAUUUCUGUCGCUACUAGAGCCAGGGGACCUGGUCUUAGCAGACAAGGGUUUUUCUGGUAUAAAGACAGGUGUUGGUACCCAGAAAGCGACAUUGGUACUGCCACCGUUUGCUAGCAGUCAGCAGUUCACUGAAUCGGAAGUAAAUGCAACAUAUGAAACUGCGUCAGUACGAAUACAUGUUGAGAGGGUCAUUAACGACUGAAAAUAUUUGAUAUCACACAUAAGAUUCCGUGUGAACUCACAUCUUAUGCAGAUGCAAUCCUGCAUAUGAUAGCUAUAAUAACCAAUUU
Messenger RNA from Dermacentor albipictus, 1343 nucleotides. RefSeq lists its product as uncharacterized. The record is from RefSeq and is a predicted model, not a curated record. Lineage: Eukaryota; Metazoa; Arthropoda; Arachnida; Ixodida; Ixodidae.